Molecule: messenger RNA, 813 nt
Organism: Sphaeramia orbicularis (orbiculate cardinalfish)
Lineage: Eukaryota; Metazoa; Chordata; Actinopteri; Kurtiformes; Apogonidae
Product: tetraspanin-7-like
Exons: 8
Coding region: 1-750 (249 amino acids)
Cellular component (GO): plasma membrane
Source: RefSeq, a predicted model, not a curated record
AUGUCUCGCAGGAGGAUGGAAACCAAACCCCUGAUCUUCUUGCUGAGGACUCUGCUGCUGCUGUACUCCUGCAUGUUCUGGGUCAGUGGUGUCCUCCUAUUGGCCGUAGGUUUAUGGUGGUCCUUCAUGUUGUCCCCCUACAUGUUGCUGAUCUCCAGUGGACCCUCUAACGCCCCCUACCUGUUGGUUUCCACCGGUGCUGCCGUAGUGCUCUUCGGCCUGUUUGGAUGCUUCUCCACCUGCAGGGGGCGCCCCUGGAUGCUCAGACUGUAUGCCGUCUUCCUGUCCCUCAUCUUCAUGACUGAACUCAUCGCUGGAAUCUCGGGGUUUGUCUUUCGUCAUGAGAUCAAAGGGACCAUGUUGACCACCUACAGCGACGCAGUGACCCACUACGAUGGACGGGAUGACCGCAGUCUGGCCGUGGACGCUGUCCAGCGCAGGUUGCAUUGCUGUGGAGUUUAUAACUACACCAGCUGGUUCAACACCGUGUACUUUAACUCCGCUGGAGUUCCGUCCAGCUGCUGCGUGGUUCUGACCGACUGCAGCCAAGUGGACCUGCGGAACGCCACGGCUGCAGCCCGCAAAGUCCACCAGCAGGGUUGUUUUGACCUGGUUACGACCUUCAUGGAGUCGAACAUGGGAGUGAUCGCAGGAGUGACCUUUGGAGUGGCAUUCUCACAGCUGGUGGGCGUGUCCUUGGCCUGUUGUCUUUCCCGCUUCAUCGGCUCCAACCAGUAUGAGAUGGUUUAACAGACAGAAAAGGGGUGGGGAUGAAGGUUGCCAUGGAAACCCCACCCACCCAGGGACCUCCUC